CUCCGGCCCCGGUUGUGAGAGCGGGUUGUCGGGCAGCUGUCAAAGUGGGUGAGGGACAGAAAGCGGAACUAGCUUAACUAGCGAGCUAGCUGCAACUUUUGUGUUUAGCUAGGUUUACGACUCCGGAAAGGACACUACCCCAAGUUUUACGACAACUUACAACAACUUUCUACACAAUGCCGCAGAAUAUCGAGCUCGGUGCCGCAGGAGGAGCCUCCAAACAGGACAGCAGCAAGAUGGACGACAUGUCUGUGGAACAGAUUACCAUGAGGGCCAACCAAGUGACUGACGAGUCACUGGAAAGCACGCGGCGGAUGCUGCAGAUGGCCGAGGAGAGCAAAGUAACAGGUGCAAACACCAUGGUGAUGUUGGACCAGCAAGGAGAGCAGCUGAAGAAUGCAGAGAACGGCAUGGACCAGAUCAACCAGGAUAUGAAACUGGCUGAGAAAAACCUCACCGAUCUCUCCAAGUGCUGUGGGAUCUGUGUCUGCCCCUGUGACAGGGUGUCGACUAUUGAGCAUGACACGAAAUAUAAGAAAACCUGGGGAAUCAGAGGAGCAGAUGGAGAAAUUGACGACAGUGACUCGAAGGUGAUCUCCAGGCAGCCGCCGGGUGCUCGUAACGGUCAGGUCGGCCAGCAGAACGACUCAGGCCCGUACAUCAAGAGGAUAACCAACGAUGCCCGUGAGGACGAGAUGGAGGAGAAUCUCGGUGCGGUCGGCAGCAUCAUUGGCAACCUGAAGACUAUGGCUAUGGACAUGGGCUCCGAGAUCGACAAGCAAAACAUACAGAUCGACCGCAUCACCGACAAGGCGGACAUGAACAAGGUUCGCAUUGAUGAUGCAAACCAACGAGCCAACAAGCUCAUCAAAUAGACAAGGAACCACGCUUCUGCCAAUUUCAUCUAUCAACCUUGAGCCUGUGUCGCCCCGUACACACACACACACACACACACACACACACACACACACACACACACAUACUUGCACAUAUACACAAACAUAAAAUAGAAAUCCUCUCUGUGAGAAUGUUCAUGCCAGCAGAGUGCCUGCCUUUACUGCACUAAUAUGUCAAGAGAGAAUAAACAUUUAUACUAGUCUAUAAAUUGGCCACCACCUCGUAUCCUUAAACAUUUUGUAUUCAUAGUCUCCGUGCUGGAAUUGGGGAAGAAGUGCGGGCAUCUCAAACUGCAGCAAACAGCCUGAGACUGAGUGCCUGUCACGGCUGUUUGAUACCAAAUAUGGACCCGACCUGUAUCGUAUCACAACCCACUCACGGGGGGGGGGGGGGGCAGCGCAGGUCAAAUACUGGUCCUGCUUAUUCUAAUCCCCCUGUUUGCCUUCCUCUUGAGUCGAGAGCUAUGAACUUUGUCUGUGUAUCUGCCUCUCUUUAUGGACGAGGUAGAUCCAAGGUCUUUAAUUGUCUUUAAGUGAUAUACAGCACAACAUUAAUUUAUGUAUCAACCCCCCCCACCCUCCCUAUUGGUUUUACCCUGAUAGAGCUGCAUCCACUUUGAUCAUAAAACAUAAUUCUUGGUCUAAAACAAAUCAAUCAAACUCCUAUUGGUUCCCUGUCAAUUGUAUCGUGUGUAUUGUUCUGAGAUGCUUAUUUAAUUAUUCUUCAUCAAGCAGAAAUGACUUGUGAAUAAAGUUUUCCUUUUUUCCUCUUGUUUUUAAACACUUUGUUCCCAUGUUAUUUUUUUUUGCAAUUUCUUUCAAAGUUGUUUCAAAAACAAGAAAUAAAAAUUUGUGCUUUGGAGUCGCAGCAGAAACUCUGGGACUCAAAAGCACCCCCCCCUGAACGAGAGCAAUUAAAUGUUGAUGUUUUUUUUUUAAUUAAAUGUAUAGCAAUAACUGUUCCUUCAAAUGUGAAGGAGGGUCAGUUAACACCAGGAGGAAUGUUCCUCAUUUCCUCCUGUACAGCGUCUCUAGAUCAGUUUAUGACGUCCCCGGCUAUGGGGGGGAAACACCAGCGGUUUGAAAACACUUUGGAUCAACUGCUGUUCGUCACAUUUCGUGUCACUUGAGGUUUUUUUUUUUCCCGCCGUGACCUCAGUGUCGAUGUAAAUACUGAAACGCAGUGUAGCUGUUCAUUGAUAUCCUAUAGCCUCGCCGUUAAUCUAAUUCCAUUCUUUCUUCGUCACCUCCCAGUUAAUAGAGAUUUAUUGCACCCAGGAGGAGAUUUAACAGCCCACACGAGCCCCGGUUAUGAGUGUGUGUGAAAAUUAAUUUCCCCAAGUUUAAUAAUUGCCUGUAAAAGUAUGAAAACACAUGUUGAGUCUGGAAACACGCGGCCGUGCUUUGUCAUUCCUCAGAUCGGCUCACUGGCUCGUUGCCGUCCUGGCACAUGCAGCAGUUUUGUUGUAAUGAAAAUGACCUCGACUCUUUUUAUUAAAUUAAAAGAAAAUGAGUCUGGGAGAAUACUGGGAUUUCAAAAGUGUGAUGGUGGAUGGUUGUGUUCUAACAGCCUCGGUAUCACAAACCAUUCCUCCUGCUCUGCAAACAGCCAGUUUUCAGAGCCAGGCUCCAGUAAAGUGAUAAUAUUUGAUGAUGGAGGGCGUAAUUCUACUUGUCAGCGCUGCGGCCCGGCUCAGAAAUUACUGCUGGCAGCGAGACGCAAAAAUAUAUAUGCAAAUUAAUGUUGUUUAGUGUGGGGGGGUAAAUGCAGAAGUCCUGGCUGGCGAUGCUCAGACCUCGCUGUGGAAUAUUGGCUAAUGAUAAAGUAACGCUGAAAAUAUCUCAGGCAUCGCAAGGCUUUUUUAGUUUUUUGAGGAAAUGCUCAUUUGUAUGCUGUGCUGCAGGCGUCCACCUAUUGAGUUUGUGAAGAUUGAAAUGAGCUGUUAUUCAGGGCUUUGUGUUUCUGUAAGUGAUCCUCCUCGGCCUGUUACUUAUCAGCUGAGAUCUAAUUAGUAUAGCUUAAGGCUGCCUCCCUGUCUUGAGGCUGUUAAUUCAUUGUUUUACAGCCACUGGAAUGUAAAUACCACCGUUUUGUCCAUUUUGAAAUAUGUUCCAUAUGCAGCUCGUCUUAUCUGAAAUGAGCUCGGUGAAGGGGCGGCUGUUCAACAGAGUCAAAAUGCCUUUUUCUUUCAUGCCUGCACAUGUUUAAUUGUUUGUACACAAUAAAUCUGUUCCCAAAUGCA
Molecule: messenger RNA, 3139 nt
Organism: Limanda limanda (common dab)
Lineage: Eukaryota; Metazoa; Chordata; Actinopteri; Pleuronectiformes; Pleuronectidae
Product: synaptosomal-associated protein 23-like
Exons: 8
Coding region: 177-875 (232 amino acids)
Biological process (GO): synaptic vesicle priming; exocytosis; synaptic vesicle fusion to presynaptic active zone membrane
Cellular component (GO): plasma membrane; SNARE complex
Molecular function (GO): SNAP receptor activity; syntaxin binding
Source: RefSeq, a predicted model, not a curated record